Molecule: messenger RNA, 2686 nt
Organism: Syngnathus typhle (broad-nosed pipefish)
Lineage: Eukaryota; Metazoa; Chordata; Actinopteri; Syngnathiformes; Syngnathidae
Gene: edn3b
Product: endothelin 3b
Exons: 5
Coding region: 357-842 (161 amino acids)
Biological process (GO): regulation of vasoconstriction; intracellular calcium ion homeostasis; vein smooth muscle contraction
Cellular component (GO): extracellular region
Molecular function (GO): hormone activity; endothelin B receptor binding
Source: RefSeq, a predicted model, not a curated record
ACAAGUGGAGCCCUCCCUUUCACGCUCAUUUGAUUGGGGGUCGCGUUGGUGCACCCCAGCCUAUCCAAAGCCCAUCGAUCUUUAUUCGGGGUUUAUAGGGGGCGGGCAAGCACGCUGCUCUGUUCUUCAGAUGCUCCGAGACUGCGAUGCGUUGAAGAGUUGAGGCGUAUCAGUUUGUGGCAAGGACCAGUAAGGACAGGUCGACACAGAAUUGCGCGCAGGAUGUACGACGUGAAGAUCUGCACAUGGACACCAGUGGAUUUUUACAAAUGCUGGAUUAAUAUGACCACUUCGCUGCAUUACCACCAGGCUUUACAAUUUGGGAAUAUUUAACACACGAAAUAAGGAUUUCCCAUAUGCCGGCGAGAAUCAUGUUUUACAAAAUCCUUGCUGUGCUUUUCUUACAAGGAGUCUUGAGGUGUGAUGCUUGGGUCAUAUCCGAGGUCAGCCCCGGAGGUGUCUCGGGCUCCAGCACGGGGCAGUUGAACUCCGGCGGAGUCGCGGCUCGAAAGAAUUCUGACGCGACGGAACCAAAGUCCAGAUCGAAGCGCUGCACCUGUUAUUCCUACAAGGAUAAAGAGUGCAUCUAUUACUGUCAUUUGGACAUCAUCUGGAUCAAUACUCCCGAGCGCACGGUACCCUAUGGAAUGUCGAGCUACCAAGGAUCCCAGCGAAUCCGACGUGCUGUUGCUGGACGACCGAGUGAGCACCAGCAAAGAGACACUCGGCGCUGCCUGUGUGCUUCUCUGGAUGAAGACCCAGAGUGCCAUCUUUUUUGUCAGUCAAGCUCUCUGCAGACUGGGCCAAAACCGAGUCUUCACAGAGUCCCAAGGCCUGGCUGACAGUUGGACACUUCCUCAUCUUGUGCUAUUUUCUUCAGGGAGCGGAUCCAUCCCUCAUCUUCAGCCCAUCAUUCUCUGCUUGGCACACUUGCUUCCACAGGUACACUCCCAUUCAAGGAAAGAACUUUGGAGAUUGACACUAACGACAUUCCUAGGCAUCAUAAUUCUGGGUGCAAGUUCCAUCAGGCCGCGUGCUUUUCAGAACACUUCAGCAAAUUCGAUACAGUUCCCUGGAGGCUAAUCUCUUUUGACUUCUCUCCUGAUCAGCAAAAGGAUUGCUUUCACCUUGAAAAUCCCGUGUGACCUUAUUGCCGUGCUUGAUCAGACUCCCUCUUUGUAUUCAUAUUACGUAAAUAACAUAUCUGCUAACACAUUGUGGAUCAGAGUUUCUUUCAAAGCAAUGAGGUGAGCUGUAAAUGUUCAAUAAGCCAUGGACAACAUUUCUACAUGGAUGUUGGACAACAACAUUUUGAGUUGUGGUUGAAAGUACUGAAGCACGAUGCAAUUUUAUUAUUUCAUAAUAAUGAAUAAUAAUAAAUACUGAGGCACUCUUCUACUUUGUAUAAUGAUGUUUUUCCUGAUGUUAUGUUUAAAAUUAAGGUCUCAUUUUGUACAUAUUUUUAACAGAAUAAUAUAAAGGUAUAUGAAUAUUAUUAAAUAUAUAAACUUUACUCUGUUCUCUGUUACACCAACCUUAACCCAAGAGAAAUGUGAUAUUGUUUGACUUAGGUACAUAUUAUAACAGAGCUCUAUUUUGAGCAACAAUUGGGCGAGCAAGAAAUGAGUAUCAAUACUGACAAUGUGGGCUGGAGGAAUGACUACGUAUGGUUGAAAAAGAAUGUAGUCACAACCCGUGUCAGGGUCAUGCCUAAAUGUCAUGUAUCUCGGAGCCAAAUAUUUAAUUACUUUUCCCUUCAGGAAUGAUUUAUAAUCAUGGUGUACUGCUUGAAUCUUUUUGUUAGAAAUGGAAUGAAUGACUGACAUCGAUGGGGAGGUGAUGAUAGAAUGUGAUGCUCAGUUUCGAUUAGAGCAGGGCUCUCAAACUCCAGUCCUCGGGGGCCGCAUUCCUACAUGUUUUCCGAGUUUCCCUCGUUAAACACACCUGAUUCAAUUCUCAGGCUCCUGCAGAACGUGAGGAUGAACUGAGCAUUUGAAUCCGGGGAAACUUGGAAAACAUGUAGGAAUGCGGCCCCCGAGGACUGGAGUUUGAGACCCCUGAAUUAGAGGAUAGAGUUUUUCAAUAAUGAGAGAAACACGGAAUAACACCAGUGAGAGUUUGUAUGUGCAAUGUGUGUUGGAGGGCAUUAUUAAUAAAUGACAAAACACCUCAAUCGAGAUAGAAUCUUUAUCGCUGGAGAAAAAAUGUGUUGCCCACGGCCCCAGCAGAAUGGGGUUGGACUUUCGUAUGGGGCUUAUUCACAGAGGGAAGUCAGUAAUAUAGAGUGAGAGUCAAAUGGCAACAUUUCCUUCAGCCUCUGGGGCUAGACUUUUUCUUGCCCGACCAAUAAUUACUAGUAGGUCCCACUCGACCACUUGUGCAAGUAGCCUCUUGACAUAAAGGAAGCAAACACUAUUUGCUUGUUUGUCUUGUAUACCUUAGUUCCUACGAUUGUUUAUGUUGGUGGUAUAUUUGUGCUGGGUACGAUAAUAGUGUCAUGAUGUGGUCAACUGGAGAGAGGAAAGGAACACUAACUUUAGUGGGACCUGAAGCUAAUACUGGGGUUACAGUGUUGUGUAUUUAUGAUAAUUUACAAAUGUCUUUUUUAAGCUUCCAUCUAAACUUUUGGUAAAUCAUUCAGUGUAAUUCAAAGAGAUUUAUAAUUAAAAACAAAGCAAACAAAGUA